AUGCGCGGCGCGGAGGGAGGGACGCCGACGUGCGCGUACGCGGCGAGACGAGAGACGUGCGGGCUGGGCGCGCGCCGAGCGGCGUUCGACGUCGUCGGCGAUGCGAGGUGCGACGCGAUCGAGGGCGACGCGAUGUGCGCGAUGCGGUCGAACGGGGUCGUGUUCGAGCCGACGUCGACGCGGCGGGCGAUGAUGACGUCUCGAGGGGAAGAGAACGGCGCGAUGGCGCUCAUCGGCGAAGGCGACGGGACGUUUACGAUCGAGAUGCGGAUCGUUCCGGAUUUUACCGCCACGACGCCUGAAGAACGACAGCCGCUUUUAGUUUUCAGUUUGAACGACGAUGAGACGUCGUGGGCGCACACCGGGUGCUUUGAGGGAUAUUACAUGUCGAUUUGGAUUCAAGAUGGAUUUUUGUCGACGAAGAUGCGAGUGACGCAUUCGACGCACCCGUUCGAGUGCUCGUGGGAUGACCACAUGCGUCGAGGGCAUAUGGGCAUACCCAGGCUGUCGCACGGAGAUUUAAAUCACGUCGCGCUCGUGUACGACGCGCAAGGCAUCCGACUCUUCCUGAACGGCACGAAAGCGUUUCCACCCGUGGAUUGGUUCUUCGAGAGCCCGGGGGGCGACGCCGUCUCCACGUGGAACGCGAGCAGAUCUCGCAUUGCCGUCGGCGCGUACGGCGAUGACGCAUUCGCAGGGAUAAUUUAUGGCAUUAACAUAUACGACUACGCCCUGAGCGACGAUGAGUUAGCGAUAUCCGCGAACGCGUCGCUGGAAAAUUCCAAACCGUUCGCGAUUUCGCAAAACGUCACGUGCGAGGAGGACGACUCGGUGGACGCAGAACUCGUCGCAUACGACGCGGACGGCGACGAUGUGUGGUAUCGCAUCACAUCGUUACCGAAACGAGGACAUUUAUAUGACGUUCACGCAAACGGGGACGCGAUCGAAAUCCUUUCUGCGCCUCACUCGCUUGCGAGCGCGUCGGUGCGAUUUGCGCCGGCGCCGAAUGAUUUUUCGAUUGAAGGCAACGCUACGGCGCUCUUUGAUUACGAUUCGUUCGAGUUUGAUGUGAGCGACGGCACCGAAGCUUUUGGUAGCGCGUUUGUCCACAUUCGAGUAACGAACGUGAACGACGCACCGGUAUCCACAGGGUCAAACGUCAUCGCUUAUCGCGGCGUGCCCGCGAUCGUGCGGCUUGUCGUCGAAGACAUCGACGCGACGUGUCCUCAGCGCGCCAUACUAUGCCGCGGUGAUCGUGUGACUUCCGUGCACAUCACUCGAGAGCCAGCACUUGGGAGCCUGUACGCGUGUGAUGAUGUGGAGGGAGCGAAUGCGCUGCGCACCGGCGCGAACGUCACCUCGCCGAAUGCGACGUGCUUGACGUACGUUUCCUUUGCUUUGGGUGAGAGCGAUUCCGUGGCAUACGUCGUUGUCGAUGAGAACGGCGCGCUGAGCGACCAAAGCGAAGUGAUGUUUUUUCUUAAAACGCCGUGCGCGUUGCUCGAUCGCACCCAAACCGUCAGUGAAGACGAAGGCGGGAUCAUUCGAGUCACCGCGGCGUGCGUGGGCGAGUCGUUGUCGUCGCUCGCGUUCUUCGCGACGGUUACGACGGCGCCGAGGUACGGCGAGAUUGUCGGUGACACGGACGCACAGCUCAGUGCGAUGGCGUGUUCAAGCACGCAAAACGCGACAUGCCAGGCUUGGGCGGCGAAUACGUCAUCGUUUACGGCGAUUGGUCACGCGUGCGCGUGCGGCAGCUUUACAUACGUUCCCGAGCGCGACUACUUCAACAUCCCCAGCGUAGAUGUAUAUGGCGUCGAAAUGUCACUCAUGGGUACGAGAGCCGAGAAUUGGAACGUUGGACGGCCUGAUACCCUUCGUAUGUCCCUGAAGACGUCGAACGGUUGGACCACGGAUCCAUACGCGGCGUACGUCUUCGUGCGAAACCGCCCCGACGCGCCGACGAUUCGGAUCGAUCAGAAUCGUCUCAAUCAAAUCGAGCGGAUCACGCCCAACACGACCUCUUUCGUACUAUCCGGAAUCAUAGACAUCGACACUGAUCCGGAUUACGACGCCUACGCGAUGUCGGUGAAGAUGUGGAGCCCAUCCUCGACCGUGCUCGAGGUGCGAGACGCGAGAGCGGCGCGUCUCGCGCCGAUCAUCUCCUCGAACCGACGAAACAGGAUAGAUCUCAUCGGUCCGCCAUCUGAGAUCGCCGCCCUAUUUCGUCAAGCGACCAUCGCAUACGUUCCGCGCGACACAAACACCGCUGCCUUCGAGGACACCGUCAAGCUCCGCGUCGCCGUCGGCGUUCUCCCGACGUCAUCCUGCGAAAACCUCCCCGCCGACGUCAAGUGCUUCUUCCAAACCACCGUCUACGCCCAACCGUGCGCGUCCACAUCUCCGUUAUCCACGCCUUGCCUCAUCGAACGCACGAUUUACGUCCCCGUCGGCGAUUCUCCAUCCCACAUCGCUCGCGUGCUCGAGGCUCGCGUCGAGCGUCGAUCCGUCGCCUCGCGUCGCCGCGCCGUCUUCCUCAUCUGGUUCGUUCUCUCCUUCCUCACCUCCGCCCUCGCGUCGCGACUCAAGCGCGCGUUUUGCACCAUCGCGCGCCCUCGCGCGUCUUCCACCGCUCGCGACGUCCGCCCGCGUUCGCCCGCGUCGCCGUCGCGCCUCGCGUCGCGCGCGUCGCCCGACAUCGAGUAA
This is a messenger RNA of Ostreococcus lucimarinus CCE9901, 2706 nucleotides long. RefSeq lists its product with no specific name. The record is from RefSeq and is a predicted model, not a curated record. Lineage: Eukaryota; Viridiplantae; Chlorophyta; Mamiellophyceae; Mamiellales; Bathycoccaceae. The transcript has a single exon. Bases 1 to 2706 code for a protein of 901 amino acids.